AUGUCGAAAAUCUCAGUCGCCGGAGUGCGUGGACACGUCAAGGAACUUCUCUCCUACAGUCUCGAAACCAAGAAGCGUAAUUUCUUGGAAACCGUCGAACUCCAGAUCGGCUUGAAGAACUAUGACCCUCAGCGUGACAAGCGUUUCUCCGGAACUGUCAAGCUCCCCCAGGUUCCUCGCCCAAACAUGAGCGUCUGCAUCCUCGGUGACCAGCACGAUAUCGAUCGUGCGAAGCACGUUGGUGUUGACUCCAUGUCUGUUGACGACUUGAAGAAGCUCAACAAGAACAAGAAGUUGAUCAAGAAGCUCGCCAGGAAGUACGAUGCUUUCAUCGCUUCCGAGAAUUUGAUCAAGCAGAUUCCACGUCUCUUGGGACCUGGUUUGUCCAAGGCUGGCAAAUUCCCAACCCCGAUUUCGCAUAAUGAGGAUCUCACGGGUAAAUUGACGGAUGUCAAGUCUACAAUCAAGUUCCAGUUGAAGAAGGUUCUCUGCUUGGGUGUUGCCGUCGGAAACGUCGGUAUGACCGAAGAUCAGUUGAUUGGUAACAUCAUGUUGGCCAUCAACUACCUUGUCUCUUUGUUGAAGAAGGGCUGGCAGAACGUCGGAAGCUUGACCAUCAAGGCUUCCAUGUCUCCUCCUAAGCGCCUCUAUUAG
This is a messenger RNA of Orbilia oligospora ATCC 24927, 654 nucleotides long. RefSeq lists its product as uncharacterized. Gene Ontology annotation, molecular function: structural constituent of ribosome; RNA binding. The record is from RefSeq and is a predicted model, not a curated record. Lineage: Eukaryota; Fungi; Ascomycota; Orbiliomycetes; Orbiliales; Orbiliaceae. Gene Ontology annotation, biological process: translation. Bases 1 to 654 code for a protein of 217 amino acids. The transcript has 3 exons. Gene Ontology annotation, cellular component: large ribosomal subunit.